GAGGAUCGAGGUGGCAUCUUUUUGUAUAGCUCUGCACUCUCUUGGCGCGGGAAGUGAUGAACCGUUGUGAGUUGCGAGCUCUUUUGCGUGCUUCGUUCAAAAGACUUCGUGUCAUGUGCCUUCGUGUUAUACCGCAUGAAAAAAUAAGCUUGUGUAUGUAAAUGCACUAGUGGCGGCCUCAAAGUACAUACAUACAUAUUUUACAUAUAUACGUGUGCUAGCGUGAGAGACAGACUCAAGAAAUAGAGAGAAAGAGUGCGUGCGUGUGUUCGUGUGCGCGUGCUAUUCCGCGGAAGAAGGUUUUGGACUUCGGAUAGAGAGACAGAGUCCGCGGUUUCUGGUGGUGUGUCUUCGAGAUCUCAGGACGCGCGCCAGCCGCAGCAGAAAGUGCCACCAUGGAUCCACGUAAAUUGACUGAUCUGCUCAGGGCGACGAUUGACCCAAGCCAACAAAAACAGGCUGAAGAACAGCUCAACCAGAUCCACAAGAUCAUUGGCUUUGCUCCAGGCUUGCUACAAGUGAUUAUGUCCAAUGAAGUUGAGAUGCCUGUGAGACAAGCAGGUGCUAUCUACUUGAAAAAUUUUAUCAUCUCUAAUUGGGCUGAUCGAGAAGCUGAAAAUGCAGCUGUGCCGUUUAGCAUUCAUGAACAGGACAGAGCGAUGAUUCGUGAUGCCAUUGUCGAUGCAUGUGUUCACGCUCCUGAAUUAAUUCGAGUUCAGUUAGCUGUAUGUAUCAGCAAUAUUGUAAAACAUGACUUCCCUGGGAGGUGGACACAAAUUGUUGAUAAAAUCACUAUAUAUCUUCAAAAUCCUGAUGCUUCUUGUUGGCCUGGUGUUUUAUUAGCUCUAUAUCAAUUUGUAAAAAACUUUGAAUACAAAAAAGCAGAAGAAAGAGGACCACUUCAUGAGGCUAUGAAUCUUUUAUUACCCAUGAUUCACCAACUGAUAUUGAGGCUUUUACCUGAUCCAUCUGAACAAUCUGUUCUUCUACAAAAGCAAAUACUUAAAAUAUUUUUUGCUUUAACUCAGUACACUUUACCUCUUGAUCUUAUUUCUAAACCACUUUUUACUCAAUGGAUGGACGUCGUACGACAGGUAGCUGAUAGACCUGUUCCACCAGAGACUAAUGAUCCUGAUCUUGACGAUGAAGAACGAUCAGAACUACCAUGGUGGAAGUGUAAAAAAUGGGCACUUCAUAUAUUGCAAAGAAUGUUUGAAAGAUAUGGCAGUCCUGGCUCUGUAAGCAAAGAAUAUAAGGAGUUUGCAGAAUGGUAUUUGCAAACAUUUAGUGGAGGCAUACUUGAAGUUUUACUUAAAAUUUUGGACCAGUAUCGCAGAAAAUGUUACAUUUCACCACGUGUUCUACAGCAGUCUAUCAAUUAUAUCGAUCAAGGAGUUCGUCACGCAUAUUCCUGGAAAUUUUUAAAACCUCACAUGUUUGAAAUAAUUAGAGACGUUCUAUUUCCAAUUUUGUCUUAUUCAGCAGCUGAUGAAGAACUGUGGAACUCUGAUCCCUACGAAUAUAUACGAGUUAAAUUUGAUAUUUUUGAAGAUUUUGUAUCACCUGUAACUGCUGCUCAAACUUUAUUGCAUUCAGCUUGUAAAAAACGAAAAGAUAUGUUGCAGAAGACAAUGCAAUUUUGUGUUGAAGUUUUAACAAGUCAAAAUACUGAUCCAAGACAGAAAGAUGGAGCUUUACAUAUGAUUGGAACAUUGGCUGAUGUUUUGUUGAAAAAGAAUAUUUACAAAGAACAAAUGGAUAAAAUGUUGUUACAAUAUGUAUUCCCUGAAUUCAAUAGCCCUCAUGGCCACAUGAGAACUAGGGCUUGCUGGGUGUUGCACUACUUUGCUGGAAUAAAGUUCAAGCAGGACAACAUUUUAAUUGAAGCAGUCAAGCUUACCACAACCGCUCUUUUAAAUGAUGCAGAACUCCCUGUCAAAGUCGAGGCGGCAAUUGCUUUGCAAAGUUUACUCCAAAAUCAAGAGAAGGCACAAAAGAUCAUUGAGCCUUGGAUUAAGCCAAUCACAUUGGAGCUUUUGAAUAUCAUUAGACUGACUGAAAAUGAUGAUCUGACAACAGUCAUGCAAAAAAUUGUAUGCUGUUAUCCCGAACAGCUUACCCCAAUUGCUGUUGAGAUGUGUCAGCAUUUAGCUUCCACUUUCAGUCAGGUCUUAGAAACUGACGAAGGUAGCGAUGAAAAGGCUAUUACAGCAAUGGGUUUGUUGAAUACUAUCGAAACUCUACUCUCUGUAAUGGAGGAUCAGCCAGGAAUAAUGGAUCAAUUGCAACCAAUAGUUUUACAAGUUAUUGCUCACAUAUUUAAUCACAGUGUCUUGGAAUUUUAUGAAGAGGCUUUAUCGCUUGUGUAUGAUUUGACAGGCAAAAGGAUAUCACAAGACAUGUGGAAAGUUUUAGAGUUAAUGUAUGAACUUUUCCAAAAAGAUGGCUUUGAUUAUUUUACCGAUAUGAUGCCAGCUCUACAUAAUUAUAUUACUGUAGACACACCCGCGUUCUUAUCUAAUGAAAAUCACAUCUUAGCAAUGUUCAAUAUGUGUAAAGCUGUUCUCAUAGGUGACGCUGGCGAAGAUCCUGAGUGUCACGCCGCUAAACUUCUCGAAGUUAUCAUUCUUCAAUGUAAAGGACACAUUGAUAAUUGUAUACCACCUCUCAUACAGUUAGUGUUAGAACGUUUGACAAGGGAGGUAAAAACUUCCGAACUUAGGACAAUGUGUCUACAAGUAGUCAUAGCAGCUUUAUACUACAAUCCAACAUUGUGUCUCGAAACUAUGGAUAGACUCCAGGGCACUUUAGGACAGUCAACUGAUCCAAUUGCUUCGCAUUUUAUUAAGCAGUGGAUUCAUGAUACAGACUGCUUCCUUGGGCUUCAUGAUCGAAAACUUUGUGUUUUUGGUUUGUGCACGCUCAUAAGUAUGGGUCCAGCAAGACCAGCAGCAGUUAAUGAGUGUGCACAACAAAUAAUCCCAUCCUUAAUUCUUCUCUUUGAUGGUCUCAAGAGAGCAUAUGCCGCCAAAGUAGCAGUCAGUGAAGAUGAAGACAACGAUGAAGAAGAAAGUGAUCUUGAAGAAGUUCUCUCAUCGGAUGAGGAUGAGAUUGAUGACGCUAGUCAAGAUUAUUUGGAAAGACUAGAAGAAAAGGUGCUGAAAUCUCAACAAGGUCAUAUGUUUUCUGUCGUGAAUUCAGCGCAACAGCCUGGGCAAGGUGAGCAUAGAUCAGAUGAUGAUGAUGAUGAAGAUUCUGAGUAUGAAGCCAAUGAAGAAACGGCUCUGGAAAGUUACGUUACUCCUCUUGAUUCAGAAGAUACGAAUCAAGAUGAAUACAUUGUUUUCAAAGAAGUCAUGCAGAAUAUUGAGAGGACAGAAACACCGUGGUAUAAUGCACUUACGAGUCAUUUGACACAAGAACAACAAGCAUCUUUAGCAGAUAUUAUUUUGUUGGCUGAUCAACGUAAAGCAGCUUUGGAGAGCAAGCGAAUUGAGCAGAGUGGAGGUUAUGCUUUCACAUCGCAGACUGUACCUACUACCUUUAAUUUCGGUGGAAAACCUGCAUUCGGUCGGUAAAAAACUAUAAACGUUUAUAAUGUAAUGUAAUUAAAAAAAAUUGUAAGGUAUGCGAAUCGAAUGUUCGUAGCACGCGAUUGCAAAUUGACGACCUCCAAAACAGUAAUGCAUUUCCUACUUACUAUUUUUCUGUAAAUUAAAUGUACAUUAGUAAGGUGAUCGGACGAAUUUGUAUACAUACAUAGAAAAUCAUGUCGACAUUUUAAUCCAAAUACGUGGCUCUUGCACUGUCGAUUGGUCAUAUCGACCAGUACCAAAUAAACUUCCAUCGCUAGGCGAUGCUAUGUAACCAGUUACAUAAAGUUAAAUAGCAAAUAUUUGGACUCUAAAGCCAUAAUUUAUCGCGGAUAGUGAAAUAAAAAGCAAGGCGUGUGAUGAUCUUUGGCCAAGUUAAAUUUCUAAUAAACUUUGCCCCGCAUCGUUGAAUCAGACUUUAAAAAUAGACAACGAAGAUCAUCUUUGAAUUAAUUGGGGCUUUUACUAUGCAAUGUUCUAGUGAUGUUUUUACUGCAACUCUUAAGGAGAAAAUGAAUAAACACUGAACUUUCUCUAUAUUUGUUAAAAAAAUGGUAAAUAAGGAAUAUGUUAAAUUGUUGAUGUAAAAUAUAUUCAAACUUAAUUUUUUAAAAGCAACUAACAAUAUUUUUUUUUAUAUAUAUAAAGCCUCCUCCAUAAACAGGUGUAAUUUGUGCAAGAAAUUUUCUCAAUCUGCGAUAAUUAUAAUCAGUAGGUAGGAUCAGAAUGCUCGAUAUAGUUACUGUCUAGUUGAUACUUUAAUAAUCAAUAUCGCUAUUGCUGAAAACCUGCACAAUACUUAGUCCUUCCAUAAUCAAUAAUGAAUUUUAUAUUAUAACAAAGAUUGCUUUUGACUGGUUCUCUUAUUUUUUCUAUUGGGAAAAGGAUGCAGUGCAGUUUCAAUAAAUUUAUUUUUCUGAAAAAUGUUUUACAGUAGUAUAAAUUUCGCACUGCUCCUUCUUCCAAAGGUGCAUAAAAAGAUGUGUUAAAUACAUAAAUUAAUAAAGAUAAUAAGUGUGUAUAUGUUUGAAAAAAAUGAAUCAGUGGCAGUAUAUGUACAAGUGAGUAUUCUAUGCUGUGAUUGUAAAAUAGAAAUCUCUUUGUACUAAUAAUUUCUUACACAAAUGUUGAUAGCUGAGAAUCUGAACUCGUUUUUUAUUAGCGUGAUCGCUGUGAGUGUAAAAUUACCUAUACGUGCUCUUUUUGCUUUUCGCAAAAAAUUAAAUACAAAAUCAAACACUGGUUGAAAAGGUUGAGUCAAUAAAAUUUUUUUUACACUGUAGAAAAACUUAUUAGUGAACUUUAAAAGUGCCUUGAAAGGAAUUUGAAGCUGGAACUUUAUUAAAAGAUUAGUGUUUCCUACUGUACAUUGGACCGAGGUUGGGACACUUCUCUAGUUUGUAAGUCCCAAAAAAUAAGUAAUAAAAUAACAACAUAACAUUUUUGAAUACUGAGAAAUAGUUAGAACAAAAUGAUGUUUUCUUAAUUUUUUCACAAGCAAAAAUCGGAAUCGGGAAGAAGUUCUUGUUUACACGCGCCAUUUUUGUAAUAAUUAUGAAUAAUAUCAAGAUUUGUUUGAGUUUAUCAAAUGUUGAUCUGGAGAUGCAAACUGGAGGUAAGAUAAAAUAUGGCCAUAGUGAUGC
This is a messenger RNA of Phymastichus coffea, 5236 nucleotides long. RefSeq names its product importin-7 (gene msk). The transcript is spliced from 15 exons. Gene Ontology annotation, biological process: protein import into nucleus. Gene Ontology annotation, cellular component: cytosol; nuclear envelope. Gene Ontology annotation, molecular function: small GTPase binding. The record is from RefSeq and is a predicted model, not a curated record. Bases 396 to 3578 code for a protein of 1060 amino acids. NCBI's taxonomy places the organism in Eukaryota, Metazoa, Arthropoda, Insecta, Hymenoptera, Eulophidae.